Messenger RNA from Monomorium pharaonis (pharaoh ant), 708 nucleotides. RefSeq names its product waprin-Thr1. The coding region runs from base 138 to 482 and encodes 114 amino acids. Gene Ontology annotation, cellular component: extracellular region. NCBI's taxonomy places the organism in Eukaryota, Metazoa, Arthropoda, Insecta, Hymenoptera, Formicidae. Gene Ontology annotation, molecular function: peptidase inhibitor activity. The transcript is spliced from 4 exons. The record is from RefSeq and is a predicted model, not a curated record.
ACUCUUCUUACUCGUUCAAUGCCAGAGUAGAGGUGGUAAACGUUAUAAAAGUCGGCGCUUUUAUCAUAGCGCGUCUAGAAGUCUCAUCGAAACCUCAUCGCAGUGAUUUAGUCCAGUAUCCAAGAACGGCCUAUAAAAUGAACCGUAACUUGUUACCGUUCGCAAUUGUGCUGAUUUUGCUGGUUGCCAGCACGUUCUCUCAGAUGUUUAACAAAAGCGGCAACUGCCCGAUGAGAAACACCGUGACCAAUUGCGGCUCCAGGUGCAUGGGGGACGGACAGUGUCCAUUCAAUCAGAAAUGCUGCCCGAACAAAUGCGGCUUCACGUCGUGCGCCGACCCGAGCCCCGUCAACACCGGCAGCGACGGCGGAUACAAGGGCUCGAGCAAUCAGGCCGUUUACUGCAACGGAGUGAAGUGCGCCGCGUACGAGAAGUGCCAGUAUGACCGCAACACCAGGCGUGACAAGUGCACGCGCGUUUAGCGGGAUCUGUGAAAAUUUUCGAAACUUGAUUAUGCAGACAGUCAAGCAAGCAGUUUACAGAAGAAGAACAAAUCCGCCUGUUUAAAAAGAUUAAUUGUUUUUUGCAAUCUUAAUGUUUAUUGUUUAAUUUUAUAUAUAUAUAAAUUUUAUAUUAAUAAUUUUCUUUACAACAUUUUAUCCUUAUAAACUGUCAUAUUAUACACGUUAAUAAAAUAAUUUACAUUUA